Molecule: messenger RNA, 1612 nt
Organism: Carassius gibelio (silver crucian carp)
Lineage: Eukaryota; Metazoa; Chordata; Actinopteri; Cypriniformes; Cyprinidae
Product: syndecan-4
Exons: 4
Coding region: 199-783 (194 amino acids)
Biological process (GO): cell migration
Cellular component (GO): cell surface; membrane
Source: RefSeq, a predicted model, not a curated record
GAUCACUCAUUAACGUUUCACAGGAAUACUGCGUACAAACACAGAGGAUAGGAGUAAGAAAUACGCGAUAUAAAUCUCAUUGAAUCGACAUAAAAAGGGACUUACAAAACCAGGACCGGUUUAUUUCGAUUUAUAGAAGUGAUUCACUUCGGAAACUGAUAACAACUUUAGGCAUCGGAGCUAUAUUUUGAAGAGAAGAUGUUGAAAGUUUACCUCAUGCUGGUGGUUUUGUCUGGGGCUGCUGCUGUUUUCGCUGAAUCGGUACGAGAAACCGAAACCUGGGUACCUCUGAAAAACGAGUCGCCCCAUGAGGAUCUGGAGUCUUCUGGAGACUUUGAGUUUGCUGAAUUUAAACCAGCUGAUGAUGAGGAUGGUGAUGAUGGUUCUGGCUCUGGGUUUGAAGAGUCGACCAUAGAAAGCGAGACUAGUAACUUGAACAAUCAGAUCCCUGAAUAUGAGCAUCCAUCUACACCGAGGCCAACUGUCAAUAACGAUAUUCUGGUUAAACUCAAUGAGGUUGGCCGUCGUGGAGGAUCAAUGCCAGACGAUGACCAGCCCGGCAAUGUGCUCAUGACGCAUGCUGGAGAAGACUCCUUUUUCAACAAUACAGAGGUGCUUGCAGCCAUUAUUGCGGGCGCAGCAGUUGGUCUGGUGUUUGCCAUCCUCCUCAUCGUCCUGCUGGUUCACUUCGUUCUCCGCAUCAAGAAGAAAGACGAAGGAAGUUACGACCUGGGCAAGACGCCCAUCUACAAGAAAGCUCCUACCACAGAAAUCUACGCAUGAGCAUCCUCACCCUCACAUACCUUCUCUCUCUCUCUUUUGAACUAUAAGCUCACACAGUGCCUCGGCCCAACAGGCCGCCGCCAACCUCACGUACCACAAAAACCGCUGAAGGACCUCACACGAAUUAUUCACUCUGACUGGACAUUUGUAUUAAAAUCUUAAAGUGACUCGGAGGGGAUAGCGUCUUUUGCCAAACCCGUUUGAUUCAAAAGAUGUUCUUGUCUUUUUGUUCUCUCACACUUACUGCCUUUAACCAUGUGGCCCAUUGUGUCCAUUCUUCUUUUUUUUUUUUCUUUUUUUUUUUUAUAAAUAAAACACUAAAAGGUGCAGUGGAUCCAAUCAAAGGUAAAAGUCUUUGGAUUGACCAUUGAAGCAGCCGUUAUGAAAAACAGUCAAUGUCACAAUUGGUGUUACAGAAGGGAUGGUUACUGUAGCCUCUUACGUUAUCAGAUGUCUUUUGUUUUUAAAUCGGUGUGCUGUAAAACUUUUCUUUCCUUAGUAAAAGAUUCAAGGUGGAAGCAAUUUGAGGGCAUGCAGUAUAUGUUCGAAACUAAAUUCUGUGAGAAUAAAACCUGAAAUCAGUGUGCUAUACGAAUGUAUACUCAUUUCAACCAUGGUGUUAUGGUACAUUCCUUGUUUCUGUAUGUCAUUGUUGUGGUGGUUUUGUGCGACGAGGAACUCGAUCCACUACAGUGCUGCUUGACUGUCAGCUAAGCUACUUUAACAGGUACCGAUGUUGUUGAUUGAGAAUCAUUUCACUGCAAACAGACUUUGUACAUCCAGGGAUCUGUAUAUAGCCAUUUGAAUAAAAGUUAAACUUUGGUACUUA